AUUGAAUGAGGUUACUCGAUUGUAUAGGAAUAGGAAUAGUAUAGGAAUAAGGAGGACUAAGAUAUCAAUCUCGAUAGGUAUAAAUACGAUACGAUCGAGGCAUCCUACAAACCAGAGAAAUGGGUGGUGGUUCUAAUGCUACUCUGUCUGGGCACAUACAUGCACAUACAUCUUGGCUAAGGUUCUUUAACGUAAUCGUGGCCUCUUGCUUCACCAUCACCAGUAACAAAUGCAUUAGUUAUCGAAGCCAUAUCUCAAUAUUAUUUCUUAAUUAUCAAUGAUAUUUGGUUUAUCGCAAUAACGUCUCAUCAUGAUGCGCUUACAGGUCCGUCGCAUUGUGGUCGUCGCCAUCAUUUUCAGCGCGACAAUUGCAUACAUUCUGUACUCUCAAACCAAUUAUGUCACGUGGCCUCACACUGAGCCGGAUGAUUCAGUUAUUCAUGAACCAUCAUGGGAUUCACCCCCCAAGACAAAUCCCGAGUUAAAGGUACCAGAUUCAAGUUCAUCAAUCCCACCAUCAGAUGAUGAAAUGCAACAGGAUGCUGCUGCUUCAUCAAAUCCCUCAUCGAAUAAUGAAGUAGGGACUACACAGACUGACGAGGCUCCCAUCAAGGAAAAUGAACACAAACAACCAGAUGAGAAAAUCCCUGAUAUCGAUACUGAUCAGGAUUCCAAACUUCUUUCCGAUGCAACCUCAACGCCGGUGCCCAUUGUACCACCUGUUACGUGCCCAAGUUACGCAGAGAUUCAGAUGGUGAAACAAGAUCCAUUAUCUGAAGGACAUAGGAAAUUUCCUUAUUCUCGUCCUGCACCAGAAUGCCGAACGUUCAAUCUCCCUUCAUUAGAAAAGCUCAUUGAACAGAUGAAAACAAUUAUCAAGGAUCCCGAUCUUUUCCGGCUUUUCGAGAACAGUUAUCCAAAUACUUUGGAUACCACAAUUAAAUGGAGGGGAUAUGCAAACCAGAUUGACCCUGUUACCAAAAACGAGACAGCCACAGAUGAAGAGCUCACAUUUGUCAUCACUGGUGAUAUCGAUGCAAUGUGGUUACGGGAUUCAGCAUCUCAAAUUUAUUCAUAUCUUCCAUUGCUCGAAGCGUCUGACAAUCGAGAUUCCCUUGCAAGUCUAUGGCGAGGACUUAUCAAUCUUCACGCAAGAUAUAUUAUCAUCUCACCAUACUGUCAUAGUUUCCAGCCCCCGCCAGAGUCUGGUCUCCAACUCCAACACAACGGAGCAUAUACUCAAAACCAUCCCAUUCCACCUUAUGAUCCCAAGAAAGUCUUCGACUGUAAAUGGGAACUUGAUUCCCUAGCCUCCUUCCUCCAAGUUUCUACGGCCUAUUAUCAACGAACAAACGACCUAUCAUUCUUCCAGAAAUAUUCUUGGAUUGACGCUGUGUCCGCAGCCGUAGACGCUGCUGGUGCAAUGAGACUCGGUACUUAUUCACCAGAAGGCAAAGUCCAAAAGUCCGCAUGGUCAUUCACCGGCUGGACAAAUCGUGGCAGCGAAACACUAACAAAUGACGGUUUGGGUAACCCUACCAAACAAAAUGGGAUGGUAAGAAGUGCAUUCCGUCCUUCAGACGAUGCAUGCAUAUACCAACUAUUUGUUCCCGGAAACAUGAUGUGGGCAAAAUAUCUCGAAGGAGCAUCUCUUAUUAUGGAAAAAUUGGACGGCAAAAAGGCUGCUAAUCUCACCACAUCCAUGCGAGAACAAGCAUUCGGAAUCCGGAAAGCCAUAGAUCGCGAUGCUAUAACUCAUCAUCGUCAGUUUGGCGAUAUAUACGCCUAUGAAAUUGACGGCUAUGGCGGCCAUAAUCUCAUGGAUGAUGCUAAUAUCCCAUCGCUACUCGCCAUUCCACUAUGGGAUUACGAAAAUUCUUCAUUCCCACUACCAGAGCUAUUCGAAAGCGAUGGGCAACAAGGAGGGAAGAAAAUCCAAAUCGAUCACGCAAAAGUGUACAACAACACUCGAAACUUUGUCCUAAGUCAAGAAAAUCCCUAUUUCAUGCAAGGUCCCGCCAUCGCCGCAGUCGGAGGUCCCCAUCUAGGUCCAGGAAAAAGCUGGCCCAUGGCCGCCAUAGUCCGCGCUCUUACAGCCUUGGAAACGGCAUCGAAAUCAGGAAAAGGAAUCGCAAUUGUGGAAAAGGAAGUAGUAGAUCAGCUUAUGAUGGUACUAGAUAGUACAGGUGGAACGGGAGUUAUCCACGAGAGUGUCAAUGCGUGGAAUUCGAAGGAUUGGACACGAGCUUGGUUUGGAUGGGCGAAUGGACUUUUUGGGGAAUUGGUCAUGAGGAUUUCGAGGGAGGAUCAGAAGGCUGGGAAUGCAGGUGCAGGCUUGUUGGGGAGAAGUUGGCAGAAGGAGAAGGUGGAGGAGAAGGAGGGGCGUGCUAGUGGGAAUGCGUAGUGUCUUUGUCUUGAUAUACGUAUAGUGAGGAUUGAAAAUUGGAUGGUUAUGGUUGGCGUUUGCUAGGAUUGGGAUAUGGGUUAUAUGAUAGGAUAGGUAGUUCUGAUGUAUCAGUGAAUAUAUAAGACUUUGGAUCAUCAGCAAAAUUGAAUAUUAAGUUAUAUCGAUACCUAGAUAUAUAAUUGUAUCU
Sclerotinia trifoliorum is the source of this 2594-nucleotide messenger RNA. NCBI's taxonomy places the organism in Eukaryota, Fungi, Ascomycota, Leotiomycetes, Helotiales, Sclerotiniaceae. The record is from the annotation of a GenBank genome assembly.